Prorocentrum cordatum is the source of this 4743-nucleotide messenger RNA. The record is from the annotation of a GenBank genome assembly. NCBI's taxonomy places the organism in Eukaryota, Dinophyceae, Prorocentrales, Prorocentraceae.
AUGCGCGGCGCCUUGUUCCAGGCGCUGGGCGUGGACGGCUCGGAGCACCCGCGCAUCAUCGGCGCGCUGCAGGCCGCCGACUUCGACACCAUCGUGAGGGCCGUGCAGGUUCGGGACCCAGGGGGCGCUGGCGGCGCUGGCGGACCUCCCCCAUUGCUCGAUCCCACUCCGGCACAGUUGUCCCAGGCUGGGCUAUUGGGGAGGGCAUGCAGAGUGACCGUGGGCACGCAGCCGUCAGCAGCCGCAGCAGCAGCGGCGCAGGCGGCAGCCCAGACGGCAGUGAAGAUGGCGGGCACUAUCAACCAGACCGACGACACAGAGGUCGACAUCUUAGACGAACACGCCAUCAAGAUCGCGUACAAGAACUACCACGACAGGAUCGGAGCCUUCCCGCCAGCAGAGGAGGAGCUGAGCAAAGAACAGCUGUCCACGCUGUGGGAGGCGUUCCGAUCAGGAGGCGCACCAUACACGGACAUGGCAGUAUGGGGACCGCAUCAUCAUCGGAUUCAAAAGAAGAUCAGGCUCCGCGGCGUGAAGAUCGCCCCCACGGGCGAGGUCACGUCGAUCGAGCUCACCGGCCCUGCAGACUUCGAGGACUGGCGCGCCUGCUAUGCGGUAUUCAAAGUGGGCUGCAUCAUGUUUGAGCAGAUUACCCCAGCGCGACUGGACGCAUACGAGAAGCACCUACGUGGCUUACACGAACGAUACGGAAGACAGUGCUGGGCUUUGAUAUACCAGGCAGACGUCAGAGCCAGGCUCGAGUUGUCAGAGCGACUACGCAGGAUCGGAAAGGACGAGAAAGAGAGAGCCGACGCGACCAGCACGUUCCACGACUUCGACCCCGCCAAACCAUGGGAGUGGGUAUGGUCAAAGUUAACGAGCGACGUGCAGUUCUGGCUACGAGAAGUACAAGAACCUGCAGUACUCGUGUUGGCUCGCACGGCAUCGCUGCACCAGAUGAUCGACCACGACGCGCCGAUCAUGCAGGCACCGCCGCCGCCCUCCAACGCCGCGUCGCAGCACCCGCCAGCUCUCCCAGUCGGUCCCGACGGUCUGUUCACGCACAACAGGAAGGGCAUUGAGUUAUGCAGAUCGUACCAGACGGGCGAGUGCACGGAACACGACGCCAGGAAUAAUUGUUGCAGAAUCCCUCGCCUCAAGCACCAGUGCGGCAAGUGCCUCUCCAUCGACCACGGCGCCAACAACUGCGCGCUCAAGACGGCCCGUGAACCCCGCGCCAACAAGGAGGUGGCGGCGCCCUCGGCGGACUCACUGCGAGAGCCGCAAGAGGAUUUGGGUGAGUGCAAAUCGGAUCCUGGAUUGAAGCGGCACUUGCACUCCAGCAAGGGCACUGGAAGACAAGUGAAGCUGAAGAUAGAUACCGAGACCACUCCAGAUAUCAUCAUCAUCGAUUCCGAGACCCAGACCUCCGAGUGCUACGACGCGAACAGCUAUGCCACGGACCUCGGCAAGCCACUGCCGAAGGACCUCGCGACGGGCCUCAAGUUCUUGUACAUGUUCAGCGGACCGACCGGACGACAGGACGGCUUUGCGCAGGCAAUACGAGACAUGGGCGGCGUAUGUGAGGAAUGGGACAGCAUCAACGGCGACGAGCACGAUCUCACGAGCGAGGAGAACUGGCGAAGACUUAAGGCAUGUAAGAGCGAGUUCCACGGUAUCCUGAUGGCCCCCCCGUGCAACACCUUCACGAGAGCGAGAAGGAAACGAAGAGACGGCAUCGGCGGACCACCGCCGCUAAGGGGACCAGAGGGACGUGAUCGCUAUGGCCUCAAGCACCUGAAGCCAGAAGACCAGGACAAGGUCAAGAAGGGCACGCUGCUCGCGCUGAGGGCGGGCGACAUGCUCGCUAGCAGCCUCAAGGAUGGCACGCCCAUCAUCAACGAGCAGCCACACUUCGACCCAGAAGACCCCGAGGACACGAGCAUGUACAACCUGGACGAGUUCCAGGCGGUCAGGAUGGCAGAGGGGGUCAGCCUGCACGACCUUGUCCAGUGCGAGUACGGCGCUAAGGCGGAGAAGCGCAGCUCCAUCCUCGCGAUCAACGUAGACUUGAAGGACGCCUUCGGCAAGUGCAGGCACAAGCCCCAGUGGUGGAGGCGCCCCUCCACGGGCGAGUGGCACCUAGGGCCACAUUCGCCCCUCGUCGGCAAGGAGCGGAUGAUCCCCGCAGGCGAGUGGCGCAGGAGUAUGAUCCUGGACGACAUGCAGUACCACGCCAAGUUUAAGGACGCCCCCUUUCUCACGAGCUCGGCGCAGGCAUACCCAGCAGGCCUCAACAGGUACUUCGCGAUCAAGCUAGCCAUGCGAGCCAGGCAGAUCGCGAGCAACAUGCCCAAGACAUCCACGCUCGUCAGGGUAGGGUACUGGCAGAACGCACUGGUCAACCAGCCGUCUCCCAUCGGCACGCACCGCUCAGCCACCCAAGCAGGCAUUGAGGGGCGCCAGAGGGUACCGGCCAGCACUGCUGGUACGCACUGCUCAGCACCACCUCGCCAGCAAUCGGGGGCCAGAGGGCACCGGCCUUCGGGAUGCGAAGACGGCUCGAUCAGGGACGAAGCGCAGUCGAGAGGCAGCAUCACGUUCAGCCAUUCACUCAGAGGCGAUCGCGUGGGCGAUGUCAAGUGCAGAGAACGCGAGAACGAGCUAUACAUAGGGGGCAUGAGACACCCCAGACAGAGCAUCGGCAAGAUGCAGGACUACGGGGCGAUCAGCGAGCAGCUCAGGUACACCAUCGAGCAGCACCUGAACGCCAACCCGCACAUCCAGAAGGUAUGCCUAGACGCCAUUGGUUCCGAGGCGGACGCCGCGGGACCAGAGGCGGACACGCUGGACGACCUAGCCACCACCCUGGGCAGCCUGCUGGGAACGGAGGACACCAAGGGCGUGGCCAACGAUAAGUACGACACGCCCAUCCGAGCGGGCCUGUUAGCUGCUUGGGCCAGGCGAGCGAAUGACAUCGACGGCGAGCAUGUCGAGGACUGGCUCAAGCACGGCGCCCCCGCAGGCAUCGAGGUGGACACGGAGGAUCCGGGCAUCUUCCCGAAGGUGGACGCCACCAUCGGGGAGCACGCGCUGGACACGCUUGACGAGCACGACGACGAGCCUGAGUUUCACAACUACUCGUCGGUAGACGGCGACCCGGAGGCAAAGCCAGAGAUCGACCGGCUGAAAACCUCGAGCUACGUGACCACCUUCAAGUCGUACAAGGAGGCUUGCGCGUGGCUGGGCGCAAAGCCCAACGUGUCCAAGCUAGGCAUGAUCACGAAAGUCAAGAACGGCAAGAUCAAGAGGCGGCUCAUCCUGGAUUGCAAGCAGUCCGGAGUCAACGCGACAGCACGGCAGAGGCAGAGGAUCGUACUCCCGCGGCUGUCCGACGUGAUUGACGACGCCCUCUACCUCUUGAGAGAGUGCCAGCACGAGCCCGAGCAGAACCUGGAGUGGCUAGUGCUGGACUUCACGGAUUGGUUCUACAACAUCCCGCUCAGGCACUGCGAGCGGAGGCACUUCGUCGCCUACUACGGCGGCGAGUUCAUCAUCUUCCUCACUAUGGCCCAGGGCAGCGUGAACGCGCCGCUGGUGUGCGGACGGGUUGCGGCACUAGUAGCACGCCUCACGCAGUCGAUGUUCUGGGCCACGGAGGUGCGGCACCACAUCUACGUCGACGAUCCGAUCAUCGCUGCGCGCGGCUUGCAGCAGCAGCGGGAUAGGUACUUCGCGAUCAUCAUCCUGACGUGGCGCACCUUGGGCCUCAAGCUCGCCUUCAAGAAGGCAGAGCGAGGCCAGGAGGUGGACUGGAUCGGCGCCCACCUCACCUGCAAGACACUGCCAGAGCCCGCGAUCGAGGUCACGGCCAAGCAGGACAUCGUGGACGAGGUGCGCCACAUGGUCACUGACAUGAGGAGCUCGAACGUAGCGCCGAUCAAGGACGUGCAGUCAUUGGUUGGCAAGGCCAACCACAUCGCGGGCAUGAUCGAGGCGUGGAGACCCUUCUUGCAGGAUAUGUGGAGCACGAUCGCAGCCCACAAGCGAGGCGAGACGAGCAACGCCCCGCGGCAGUGCAUCUGGACGAAGCAGAUCGCACAGGCACUCGAGUGGAUCCACGCGUUCCAGGCGGGCUCCCUCGGCACGCUCUCUCGAGUUUAUCGAGUUCGAGCGUACUUCGGCUACUGCAAGCGGGUCGCCAUCGUGACCGACGCGUCGCCCUGGGGCCUGGGCGGCUACCUCAUGAUCGAGGACGUCGUGAAGGCCUACUUCACGAGCCCCCUCACCCAGGCCGACGCGGACGUCUUGCGCGCCCCACUGGGGGAGGCGGCCGGACAGCAGGUCUGGGAGGCCCUCGCGAUGCUGGUAGCGCUCCGCGUGUGGAAGCAGGUCUGGCUGCAGCAGGGCAUCCGCCUCGCGGCGACGGCGGACAGCAUCUCCACGCUGACCCUGCUGCUCAACUUCCGGGCACGGACGGCGUCCUACGGCCUGGGGGUGAUCUGCCGCGAGAUGGCGCUGGAGUUCGGCGACUGCGCCUACAAGCCCAAGGCCUACGUCCACCUUCCGGGCAUCGCCAACGACGUGGCCGACGAGCUCAGCAGGCGCGCGCAGCCUGGGCACCAGGCGCGGCACCCCAUCGCGCUGGAGGGCGCCGCCGAGUUCCACGUGGCGCCGCGCACGCUGAGCUUCUUCCGCGCCCUCCCGUCCGCUUCGCAGUUGCAGAGGACGGGGACGGGAUAG